Messenger RNA from Prunus avium (sweet cherry), 3148 nucleotides. RefSeq names its product UPF0481 protein At3g47200-like. NCBI's taxonomy places the organism in Eukaryota, Viridiplantae, Streptophyta, Magnoliopsida, Rosales, Rosaceae. The record is from RefSeq and is a predicted model, not a curated record.
GCAUCAACAUGAUAAAAGGCAACUUUUGGGGCAACUUUUCGUUCAAUAAUUGACACAAUAACUCAACAUAGCAUUUCUUUAAGUUUAAACCUUCCGAUAUCUCUUCUAUAUCGCCAGCAGAACCAAGUCUUUGUUUAAACAGUAAGUCAAAUGUAAAGUUUAAACCUUCAUCAGAUCCUCCUUCUAGAUCGCAUGAAUUCGAUGACAAGCCUUGAAGGCCUAGUCGACUCAAGCAUCUCAGACAACCAGCAGAAGAACUUGCAGGUGGGUUCCGUGGAGGGAUUGGUAGAUAUUUGCAACAGGUACAAUCAAAUUUAAAGGGUUGUCUGCUGGUUGUUGGGAGCACCAAGUAGGGGGUAUGGUGGAGGGAUAUUGGUAGAUGAAUUGAUCACCAGUGAAGGCAGGCUGCACGUUGCAAGGGAAGCUCCCACAAGUAGAUAGAGAGAAGCUCUCACGAAAGAGAGAGUUUCUCUGGAUCUCCAGCAGAACAACUAAGUGUUUGUUUAGCGGAACAAAGUCUCUUGCCUCAAGGCUUCGAAAUUUUUGCAGGGAACGACAAAUCAAUGGAAGAAACGAAAGAGCUAAGGAACGAAAAAAGGUCAACGAAGGAGACCGUGGAGUGUAGUUCAAAGCCUAAUCGUAAAUUUGUCGCACGCCCUAUGCCCCCGAAGAGGAGUCAGAUCAAGCGUCAGAUCUUUGAUCAGAUCUUAAGAGCUGGCACGACGUCACAAGAAGAGAAGGGAAAGAAGACAAAGGUGGGUCUAGGGCUCCAUUGCUGCUGCCUUAACUCUUGGAUGGUGGAGAGCCAGCCGGAUGAGCCCCAGCAGCCUGACAAGUGGUGCAUCUACAGGGUUCCCAAGAAACUCCGCAAAGCAAACGAAGCAGCAUACACUCCUCAACUACUUUCAAUAGGCCCUUUGCACCAUGGCAACCCAGAAUUCAAGGACAUGGAGACCUAUAAGAAAAUGUAUUAUGAGAAUUUUUGUGAACGACGUACGAAGAAGAGCGAGAACGAACUGAAAGACUUCAUCAGAGAGCGUAAACAGGACAUUCUUCACUGUUAUGCAGGGACUACUGAGCUUCGCGUGGACGUAAUUUUAGUUGAUGCCUGCUUCAUCAUCCAGCUCUUUUUAUUGAACUUUGAAGACAAUAAAAAUGAUUACAUUUUGAGAUCAGAAUGGUUGAGGAAAGCUGUAGAGCACGAACUGAUACUGUUCGAAAACCAGCUUCCUUAUUCUCUUCUUGAAGAACUGUAUAAGUUUGCCAUGACUGCAGCCUCUCCCAGCUCGCAUCCCGUCAAAGAGUCACAAGAACAAAAUGUGGAAGGAAAUGAAUCCAGCAGGGACAACCAGCAGUACAAUUCCUGCUCGACAGGUCCCCGUGAUCAUACUAAUUCUGUAGAUCAGAGUGACGAACCUGAACCUCGAUUUCUUACGCUUACCUGGGAGUUCUUUAAAGAUUACAGUAGGGGAAAAUCCAACAGGAAGGAAGUAAAACCAAAACAUUUCACUGAUUUGGUAAGGUAUUUUCUGUGUCCAGAGUUUCCAGGAGAAAUCAACUUCCCGGUAGAUGAUGGUGUCCCUGUUGUCCCUGAAAAAAGUAAAUACGACGUAAGAAAGCUGACGGCAGCAGGGGUGAAGUUCAGGCCACUUCCUCCAGGUACUGUACAGUACGUCAUAGAAAAAGACAGAGAUGAGGCCCACAAAUACUUGCCAUGUUUUAGAAAUAUGAAGCUGAAGCUUACACAGUUUUGUGUGAAGUAUGAGACAGAAUGUCUCAUUCGAAAUGUCAUGGCCUUGGAGCAGAUUUUGUACCCGCACGAGCCUUAUAUUUGCAGUUACUUUUUGCUGAUGGAUCAACUUGUCGAUACCGUGGAAGAUGUGGAUUUGCUGGUUGAGAAACAAAUUAUUGUUAACUUGCUAGGCAGCAACAAAGCAGUUAUAAAGCUGGUUAAUUCACUCUGUGAGCAGAUUAAGGAGGAUAAAUCCUUCUAUUCUGGUCUCUGUAAAGAUCUAAAUACGCACUACGAGAUCAGUAAAGUGAACCGAAGUGUGGCAAUCCUCAAACAAGUUUACUUCAAGGAUCUUUGGACAAGCAGUUCAACUGUACUUGGAGUUGUUGUCCUGCUUUUCUCAGUCGUUGGAACCAUUAAGUCUCUAAUGUCGUAAGAUUUAAGCUUGUUCGAUUCGUAAUCUUAAUAAAUAGACAGCAUAUUAAUGUCAGUCAUUACUUCAAGUGAUGAACUGGACAAUAAGUUGGUUAGUGUUAUAUCUUCAACAUUAAGUUUGAGUUACUAAUUAGUUCUGUUAUUGUUGUUAAUAAAAAGGCUGCAGAUCAGCUCUUGUUCAUUAUUUGUAAUAAAAAAAAUUUCCAUUGAGAAUUAAAUAAAGAAAGAGUUACGCUCUUGUUUUUAAUGCACUAAGAAUUGAAGUGUUGGAUCUUCAGCUUCAAAGCCACUUGCUGCUAGCUUUGGCUGGUCUUUACAGCAAAUACAUGUUAAGAAUGCUUUUUUUUUUCUUUCUUUAACAUGGAAAUGAAAAGAUACACGUUGUGCAGCCUGAACGCUCAGUCGAUUCCAGUAGACCUUGUGCACAACGAUGGAGGGCAUUAAAUUUAAGGAAGGGCUGCUUCAAUUGUGCCCCUUAGUUGGUCCUAUGAGUACUGCUUCAAUCAGCACAACCCCUCACACAAAUUGGACCCAUUUUCUUGGUAAAAAGUAGGUCAAAGGAUAAGGAAAAUAUUUGAACUCUAAGUUUGGGUAUAAAAAUAAAUACUCUAGAGCCGAAAACAGAAAGAAAUAUAAAUAUACUUGGCACCACUAGACCUACAAGUUUUCACAAAUUAGACUACUUUUGCGGAAUGACUUGAGUUUUCUAUGCUCUUCUUCUUCUUUUCCCCUUGUGUUUUGCAAGAAGGUACAACAGAGGAUCUAUUUGUUUUGCAUGAAUUUUUGUACCUACAGUUCAAAAAUAAAUUUCGUUAACUAGUAGCUCACCCUUUUUUAAUCAACGGGAGAACGGAUAUAUAAACUUAGAACCACUUUUAACAUUGAUAAGAAAAUUACAAAACUUAGAGCUAGUUGGUGCAACUCACCUUAUUAAAUACUCGUGAUUUUUUCUAAGGGCAAAAGGAUAGGAGUACAUUAAAA